AUGAAAAGUAUAUUUGGUUUAGUUACAAACAUUUUAUUUUUACAAGUUAUAAGAAGCCAUACAAAAACUGGAGAAUUAAUUUUAUCAUAUACAUGGAAAAUAAGUGAGACUUAUUUUCCAUGUAUACCACAAUUUCUUAAAGUUGUAGGAAGACAUAUUAUACUUAGGAAUCAGAUAUCAAUAUAUAAUCAAGUUUUAAAUGAAAUAAAGGAGAAAGGUAACCAAGAACUUACUGAGUUGUUUAGUCCUGAAAGUAGUAUAAUAGAUGAACUUAACAUAACUAUAAAUAAAUUUCAGGAAGAUUUUGAGAAUCAAAAAAAUUUAUUAUUAAAAUCUAAUAAUUUGGUCUUUUUAGAUACUAAAAAGACAUCUUUAACUUCUUUUUUAGAUAAUUUGGUUAGUUUAUAUAGGCAUUAUGGCCUUGAUGAUUUAUAUUUCAUUUAUCAGCAAAUACAAUAUAUUGGAGAUGGAAUAGAACAAAUAAAUUUAUCUGAUCAGGUAAAUAAGGAAUUUUACGACGUAUUACAAGAUGCAUGGUUUAGUUUUAGCUCUACAUCAAAUAAAAAUAAUGAAAAAGUCUUUAAUUUAGCUCAAAGUAUUAUUCAACUAUUUAGUGAAGAAUUAAUUCAAGAUUUCAAGUUUAAUUUAAAAGGAGAUAUAAGAUUUUCAGAUUUUAAAUCUAAUUUUUAUGAUGUAUAUUGGAAAAAUAUCUUUGAUGGAAUAAAUAUUCUAACAUUUUUAGAAGAAUAUUCACAUUUGCAGCUUAAUGUAAUAUAUAAGACCAGGUUAAUUUUGAUCAGAGUUUUAUUAUUGUACUCAGAAUAUUAUGUUGGUGACACAAUUUUAAAUAUUCAAAAUAUAAUAACCAAGAUAAAAACUAAUUUGGCUUCUAUUGAUACUUUAUAUAAGUUAUAUCAUGGAAGAAAUAGAAUUAAUACUGUUUUAAAUAAUGAAAAUAUUUCACAAUUUAAAGAUUUACAUUUAGAAUUUGGAUCUGUUAUACUUGAAUGGAUUUAUCGGACAGCUGUGAUGGAGGAUCUUGGUGUAUUAUAUAGCAAAUUACUUUCUUAUAAUAUAGUUUUAAAAGAUCUAACUUUCGAAUGUGAUGAAUUAGUAAACUUAAUUAAGGACAUUGGGGAUGAUUAUAUUGAAAAUGUAAGAGCAUUUUAUACUCCAAACAAAUAUAUUUCUAAAAUCCCAAAUUACCUAGUGAUAAUUCAGGAUAUGGUUAGUAAUAGUUUGAAUAAAUUGAAACUAGAAGAUAAUAUUAUUCGAAUUACUAUAGAAGAUAAAAGACGUCUUCAAAUAACGAACUUGUACUUGGAAAAUACAAAUUUCAGAAGUGCAAUGGAGGUUAGCACAGAAAUAGAUUUACAUACGGCUAUUGUAAAGGAUAAGGAACUAUUAAGAAAUAAUAGGAAUUUUGCUGAGGUAAUCAAAAUUUGGGAUAUGAAAUUUGAUGAAUUUAAUGCAAUUUCCGGAAUUUUUGUUAAUUACUUAAAAAGAUCUAGUGAAUUUUGUAAUAUAUAUGCCCAUAUAUCUUUAGAUAUGGCACGCCAAAUAUAUGAAUAUUUAGCGAAUUAUUUACUUUAUUAUGACAAAAGACCAGUAGAUAAGACUAAUCAAACUCUUGAUUCUCCAGUUAUGGUGGAUGAUCUUAAUCAAGUAAGGAAAGCUAUUAGUGAAAUACAAAAAACAACAAAUGAGAAAUAUCCUGUAGAUAUAUUUGGCCAAUUAAUUUCAAAUGAUGAUUUCAUUUAUACAAAUCCUAAAAAUCAAGAUAGCAAUGGACCUAAAUCAGAAAAUAGCCUGGUCCAUCCUAUUUGGAUUGGUGUUGUUAUGUUAACUCUAUUUGCAAUGAUUUACUUGUGGGCUAAAAGACAGGAUAAAUAUUUAGAUAUAAAGAAAAAAGAUAAUUUUGAUGAUCUAAAUGAUGAGCAUCAAUAUAAAAUUGAACCUAAUACUACUAAAUAUAGUUCAGAAUAUCAAAAUUAUAUGAGCUCAGAAGAAGUUGAAAUUUGUAAAAGGAAAUAUUAUGAACAUGAUCGGAGAUCUGGUUCUAUAAUUCUUAAAGCAAAGAAGUUUUAA
Cryptosporidium muris RN66 is the source of this 2088-nucleotide messenger RNA. RefSeq lists its product as uncharacterized. The record is from RefSeq and is a predicted model, not a curated record. The transcript has a single exon. Bases 1 to 2088 code for a protein of 695 amino acids. NCBI's taxonomy places the organism in Eukaryota, Apicomplexa, Conoidasida, Eucoccidiorida, Cryptosporidiidae.